This is a messenger RNA of Serinus canaria (Common canary), 2421 nucleotides long. RefSeq names its product keratin, type II cytoskeletal 6B-like. Lineage: Eukaryota; Metazoa; Chordata; Aves; Passeriformes; Fringillidae. The record is from RefSeq and is a predicted model, not a curated record. The transcript is spliced from 9 exons. The coding region runs from base 113 to 1816 and encodes 567 amino acids. Gene Ontology annotation, biological process: intermediate filament organization; keratinization. Gene Ontology annotation, cellular component: keratin filament. Gene Ontology annotation, molecular function: structural constituent of skin epidermis.
CUGUAGCUGUGGAGACAGAGAAGACUCUGAGCACUUCUCUCUGCCCUCAGCACCAGCUCAGCUCUGUGGAUCUCCUCAUCUUCCCCAGUUUUGGCUCUUUUGAGAAGAAGUCAUGUCUCGUCAGUCUGUCUGCAGGAGCUUCGGAGUUGGGAGCAGAAGGGGAUUCAGCUCCUGCUCUGCUGUUGGUGGUGGCUUUGGAGGCGGCAGCCGGAGCAGGAUCAGCUACAGCUCAUUCUCCACAUCCAGGGGGAUCGGAGGUGGCGGCGGACACUGCGGAGGAUUCAGCAGCCGGAGCCUCCACAACCUGGGGGGCAGCACAAGGAUUUCCAUGGGCGGCUCUUAUGGCAGUGGCUACGGAUGUAGAAUUGGUGGCUUUGGUGGAGGAUUUCCAGGAGGAUUCGGUGGCAUUGGAGGAGGUGUCAUUGGUGGAGGAAUGGGUGGCUUUUGUGGCCCCAUCAGAGGUGGCCCUGGGUUCCCUGGAGGCAUCCAACCGGUGCAGGUGGACCCAACCCUCCUUCGGCCAGUCCAUGUUGACAUUGACCCUCAGAUCCAGCAAGUGAAGUGCCAGGAGAAGGAGCAGAUCAAGACUCUGAACAACCAAUUUGCCUCCUUCAUUGACAAGGUCCGAUUCCUGGAGCAGCAGAACAAGGUGCUCUCCACCAAGUGGGAGCUGCUCCAGCAGCAAGGGCCGUCGGGGCCAAGGAAGAACCUGGAUGUGAUCUUUGAGAAUUACAUCCAGAACCUGCGGAGGAGGCUGGAGUCUCUGCUGGGGCAGAGGGGCCAGCUGGAAUCAGAGCUGCAGAACAUGAGGCAGUACGUGGAGGAGUUCAAAACCAAGUACGAGGAGGAGAUCAACCGUCGUACGGCUGCUGAGAACGAGUUUGUGGUGCUGAAGAAGGAUGUGGACUGUGCCUACAUGACCAAAGUUGAGCUGGAAGCCAAGGUGGGAGCUCUGACAGACGAAAUCAACUUCCUGAGGUGCAUCUACGAGGAGGAGCUGGCCCAGAUGCAGACCAUCAGCCGGGACCUGUCUGUGGUGGUGUCCAUGGACAACAACCGGCACCUGGACCUGGACAGCAUCAUCGAGGAGGUCCGGCGCCAGUACGAGCAGAUUGCCCAGAACAGCCGGGCUGAGGCCGAGGCCUGGUACCAGAGCCGGUAUGAAGAGCUCCAGAGCACGGCCGGCAGGCACGGGGACAGCCUCCGCAACACCAAGAUUGAGAUCCAGGAGCUGUCCAGGAAUGUCCAGAGGCUGCGGACAGAGAUUGAGAAUGUGAAGAAGCAGAACCAUCAUCUGCAGUCAGCCAUCGCCGAGGCUGAGGAGAGGGGAGAGAUGGCCACCAAGGAUGCCAGGAGGAAGCUGGAAGAACUAGAAUGUGCCCUAAGCAAGGACAAGGAGGAGCUGGCUCGCCUGCUGAAGGAGUACCAGGAGCUGCUGAACAUCAAGAUCGCACUGGACGUUGAGAUUGCCAUGUACAGGAAGCUACUGGAGGGGGAGGAGAACAGGCUCUGCUUAGAUAACCCCUCCAAUGUGAAUGUCUCUGUGGUGGGCAGAACCACCGUGUGCGGAGGCAGAUCUGGCAGCUUCGGAGCCAGCAAUGGCCUGAGUGGAGGAGGAGUGUGCACAGUUGGUGGUGGGAACAUCAUUGGCGGCAGCUGUGGUAUGGGAGGAGGGAUCCUCAGUGGAGGCUUCUCCUCUGGGAGUGGGAGGAUGUGCAGCACUGCAGGUGGCAGCUUCAUGGCCGGGGGGGGCUCCUCCUCUGUGCGGAGAUGCGUCACCACCACGACAGUCAAAUCCUCUGGGGUCAAAUACUGAGCCCUCAUGUCCGUCCUCCCAGGAAAAGCAGCACCUUCCUCUUCCUCCCACCAGCAGCACAUCCCCUUCCAUCCCCAUCGGUAUUCAGAGGAAACAAACUGUGUCUGGGGGAAAUGUCCCCAAAGUGAGGUGGAAAUCCAGACACAUCCCUCUGGCCCAGCCCGGCUCUCACUGAGCCCCACCUGGGUGAAACAUCUCCCUCGUGGGUCCCCAGCCCUGCAGAGCUCUCCAGUGCUGCUGCACCAGCUGAGGAGGAGCCUGUGGAAAACUGCUCUUUCCUGUCACUUUUUAAGGCCUGUGUUUCCCUUGCACCCCUCAUGGGUCCCCCUCAUCCUGCUCCAGCUGUGUCAGGAGCCCACAUGAACAGAAGGAAGGAGAUGAUGCCCCAUAGUCAGAUUUAGGAGUGAGAAACAGGUCUCUGGCGUUGUCCACCUUCCCAGGUGGAGUAAUUUGGCAGCUUUAAUGUUUUACUGAUCCUUUUCCCUCCUCUCCUUCCUGCCUGGAGUGUGUGGCCCUGUUGCCCCCUUCUGUUGCGUGAAUCAGCUGCUUCCUGCCAGUGCCCUGGCCCCAGGGUCUUCAGUACCAAUAAACUGCAGAGAGAUGAA